Messenger RNA from Aspergillus puulaauensis, 426 nucleotides. RefSeq lists its product as uncharacterized. The transcript has 8 exons. Gene Ontology annotation, cellular component: endoplasmic reticulum membrane. The record is from RefSeq and is a predicted model, not a curated record. Gene Ontology annotation, biological process: protein insertion into ER membrane. NCBI's taxonomy places the organism in Eukaryota, Fungi, Ascomycota, Eurotiomycetes, Eurotiales, Aspergillaceae. The coding region runs from base 1 to 426 and encodes 141 amino acids. Gene Ontology annotation, molecular function: protein folding chaperone.
AUGCCAGCAUCGCCUCUCGAGGUCUGGAGAAUCCACCCGCGAGCUACACGGUAUCGGCUUCGGAAGUUUACAAUAAACGACAUGGCGUCCAAAAAAGAUAUGCGCAGGUUCGAUCUUGCGAUUCCCUACGUCGAGCCGCCCAAAGAUAAGAACGAUGCGGAUAUGACCGGCACCAUGUCGAGCACAAUGCCUAUGGCAGCAAUGUUCACAAGAAACAAGAUGAUCGGAUGGGUCGCCUUUGUCUUCUCGCUCCAAACCUGGCUCGGUGAAACUUCCGAGCAAAAGAAAAAUGCCACUACGCCGGCAUACUUGUCCGUUUUGAUGUCUGUGUUGGCGUUGGGUGUUACCUACCUUCCCAUAUUCCUCCCACCUACACCUGCACCAGGUGGCACGGUCGCGGCGCCUUCACCCACGCCCUCUCCGUGA